CGACCUCAUGAAUCUUGGCCAAAUGAGCAGCAUGAUCCUGGGUUCCCACUGAUGAAGAAUCUGCAGUAGGCAAAGUUCCUCAAACACCAUCGACAGAAAACCCCCGAACAACACUUUGUGGCUUCCUAAGUAGUGGUAGAGGCUCACGGGCUGGGGCUCCAGGGGAGUUGGAGCUGGGGACACAGCAGGAUUUGUUACUCUGAUAGGAAUCAGGGUGGCCACAGCCAUGGCUCAGAUCAAGUGUCCAGGGCCCGAGGCCUGGGGUGUCUCUCAGCUCUGGCCCCUGUCUCCUCGGGAACUAGCAUAACUCAGGUGCCUUGGCUUGCAGGCCAACGCGCCAGGGAGAACAAUGGCAAGAGCGCUGACUGCGUAUCACUGCUGCUGGGUGAGGUGAGAACACAGAGGUGAAAUCCACAGAGGGAUGGUGGGCUCCCAAGAGACCCCGCUUGCUGGAGGGUGCUCCUGUCAGUGUGGGUAACUGUUCCUGGCAGGAGAGAUGGACGGGACCAACGACAGCAGCCUUGGGGACUUCAUCCUGGUGGGCUUCUCCCACCACCCCCUUCUGGAGAGGGUCCUGUUUGCGGUCAUCCUGAUUGCCUAUGUGCUGACCCUGGUGGGCAACAGCGCCAUCAUCCUGGUGUCCCGGCUGGACCCGCACCUGCACACCCCCAUGUACUUCUUCCUCACCCACCUGUCCUUCCUGGACCUGAGCUUCACCAGCAGUUCCAUCCCCCAGCUGCUCUACAACCUGAGUGGGCAGGACAAGACCAUCAGCUACGCGGGCUGCUCCAUGCAGCUCUUCCUGUUCCUGGCGCUGGGGGGCGUGGAAUGCCUGCUCCUGGCCGUCAUGGCCUACGACCGCUUCGUGGCCAUCUGCAGGCCCCUGCACUACUUGGCGAUGAUGAGUCCCAAGCUCUGCCUGGGGCUGGUGUCCACGGCCUGGGGCUGUGGGGUGGCCAACUCCCUGGCCAUGUCUCCAGUGACCCUGAGCCUGCCACGCUGCGGGCACCGGCAUGUGGACCACUACCUGUGUGAGAUGCCAGCCCUCAUCCGCAUGGCCUGUGUGGACACGGCAGCCGUGGAAGGCAGCGUCUUUGUCCUGGCGGUGGGCAUCGUGCUGUGCCCCCUGGCGUUCAUCCUGGUCUCCUAUGGCUACAUCCUGAGGGCAGUGUUAAGGAUGAACUCCUCCUCGGGAAGGCACAAAGUCUUCAACACCUGCGGCUCGCACCUGACAGUGGUGUCGCUGUUCUACGGGAACAUCGUCUACAUGUACAUGCAGCCGGGCCGUGGCAGCUCCCAGGAGCAGGGCAAGGUGCUCACCCUCUUCUACAACAUCGUCACGCCCCUGCUCAACCCCCUCAUCUACACCCUCAGGAACAAGGAGGUGAAGGGGGCGCUGAGCAGGCUGGUUUUGGCAAAACUAAGCUUCAGGAAGAAGUUGUAAUAAGAGCCACAGAGAUGAAGUGCUGUGUACAGAACAUGGGAGCUUUCAUUCUUUUACCGUGAUUUCCAUCAACAGCAUCUGUGCGACUUUGGCAGAGUUCAACAGAGACAUGUGGCCACUCUCAGCUUUCUUCUGCAUGAAUCACUCUGGGCCAUGUGAAUUCUGACAUUCAAAGCCAGCACCCCUGGGUGUGAGCUCUAGGGCCCGUGCUGGUCUAAGGGGGGGGGUUCCCCAUAACCCCCAGGGCUGGGUGGGCUCUCAUCAGUGUGCAAAGGAGAGAGAGGAAUGUGGAAGUGGGGGUUCUCACCUGCACUUCCAGAGAUGCUAAACCAUCACUUGAGAAGUGAAAAUUCCACUUCCAUUGCCCAGUGUUUUCAAUAUUUAAUUUGUAAUUACUUGAAAGGUAGAGUUAGAGAGAGAGGAGCGAGUGUAGACUGUGCAGUAACAGGUCUCGUUCCAGAUCAGAGACCAUUUUGAUGAGAUUCAGCAUAAAGGCAGCAGUGUCACUGAAAUCUGUGGGGGACUGCCACACUCAUGUCCCAUUCCAGAGCGCCUGGGUCUGAGAUCAGCUUCGUUCGGGACUCCAGCUUCCUGCCCGGGCACAGCCUGGGACACAGCCUGUGUGAGUGAGGGCGCAGCAUGCCUGGGACUGAGUCCCACCUCCACGUUCAUUCCAGCUUCCUGCUGAGGCAACCAGAAGGCAGCAGCUGAUGCUCCCAACAGCCGUGUCGGAGACCCCACACAUCCUGGGUGUCCUGGCUUCAGCCUGGCCCAGCCCUAGCUGGAUCAGGCAUCAGGGAGUGAACCAGUGGCUGGGGGAUCUGCGUGUCUGUCUGUUUCUCUCUCUGCCUCUGU
This is a messenger RNA of Oryctolagus cuniculus (rabbit), 2299 nucleotides long. Its product is annotated as olfactory receptor 2W3-like. Gene Ontology annotation, biological process: G protein-coupled receptor signaling pathway. Gene Ontology annotation, cellular component: membrane. Gene Ontology annotation, molecular function: olfactory receptor activity; G protein-coupled receptor activity. The record is from RefSeq and is a predicted model, not a curated record. Lineage: Eukaryota; Metazoa; Chordata; Mammalia; Lagomorpha; Leporidae.